Molecule: messenger RNA, 3841 nt
Organism: Clupea harengus (Atlantic herring)
Lineage: Eukaryota; Metazoa; Chordata; Actinopteri; Clupeiformes; Clupeidae
Biological process (GO): canonical NF-kappaB signal transduction; toll-like receptor signaling pathway; positive regulation of interleukin-6 production
Cellular component (GO): plasma membrane
Molecular function (GO): protein binding; pattern recognition receptor activity
Source: RefSeq, a predicted model, not a curated record
UAGAAAAUAUAUUUGUAUAGGCCUAUAAUGCAGACUAUAGCAGAAGUGUGCCAGAAUCUCUCUCAUCACACACACACUUACAGACACAAGCAGGAGCUGAAUAUCAGGAGCGCGCACACACAGGAAGUGGAAUUUCCACCUUACACGCUGUGUUGUAUAGCAUAGAGACACACCCAAUAGAAGAGAGGGCGUUCAGUAGGCAAAGUUUGACGUGAUGAAGCAUUGGGCUGCUGUUCUAAGCGUGUUCUGCUACAGCGAGAACCGCGAAUCGGCUGACAACUCAUGGUGUGUUUGUCUGAAGGAAAGCAACAAGUCUCAACUAUGUCAACAAAAGGUAUAAUGUCACUACGGGGUGUUCUUCUUCUGUACUCACUGCUACUGACAGAGGGGAAGGAAAAUGACUGUGAGUGUCCCGUGGCCACUGUUUUGGUCGAGUUUCCUGCCAGGGUGCCAACCGGAGCCUGCUGCCUCAACUAUUCCGGCUCCGCCUUUGGCCACGUGCAAUGGGAAGCCUUCUCCUCUCACCCUGCCCUUAGGAUCCUCGAUCUGUCUCGCUGCAACAUCAGCCAGAUGCUGCACACCGAGAGGGGGGAAGCGCCAACCAUGCUGAGGGACCUCUACCUGGGACAUAACAGUCUCUCUGUCUUACCAGAGGGCUUCCUAACCAAUGCCUCCAGUCUGAGGGUGCUGGACUUGAGGAUGAACCGAUUGGAAGUGCUGCCUGAGGGGUUCCUCCAGGAUUCAAAUGAGCUCCAGGAGCUGGACCUGAGGGGGAACCUCCUCAUGACCGUUCCCAGGAGCGUCCUCAUCAGACGCGGUUGGCGACGGCUGGAACUGUCCCACAACCCCUGGGCAUGCACAUGCUCCCUGGUGGCGGGCCUUCAAGGCGACGGCCUUCACAAUAGCACCAUCACCAGCAGGAGCCUGGAGGAUGUGGUGGGGAAUCUGACCUGCGUCUCUCCCUGGAGCCUGGCAGGUCAGAGCGUGUGGUCAGUGCAGCGGACAGACAUCUGCCAAUCGGCCGGUCUCACUGCCCUCUUCGUCCUGCUGCCCCUGUUUAUGAUGAUAUUGCUGGCGUUCUGCUGGUGCUGUGGCAGGAGGAGGAAGAGGAAGGAGACUCUUGCCUUUGGGCUGGCAGGAAAAAAGGCCUCCAGCAGAGGCAGCCAGCUGACAGACUGCAACGGGCGGUGGCACGACCACUCCAAGCAGAAUCCAAUGCUCGCCUUACCCAGGGAGGGCAGCAAGGACGGGAUCAUGAAGAACCAGCUGAUGCUGAGGCCUUCGUCUGCCCUGCUGGGCAGCACCCGGGACAUCUAUGAGGAGGUGGAGAUCCGGCUGGGCUCAGUGGAGUCCCUGACCCGGCCACCUUCCUCCAUCUCCACUGAGAAGCAGGAGGCCCAGGAGCUGGGAAGCAAGCCAGACCUGGAGACAGUCAGUGUUACGGAGGUCAUGAAAGACUCGACUGACCGCGAGAAGGCCUAUCUGACUCAGUCCACUGAGUACUAUAGCUUGGUGCCAGCGAUCGAGAUAGAGGACUCUGACCAUGGAGAGUAUGAGAGUGUGGAUCUAUCGUGACCUGAACCUAUGCCAAGGGAUUGUUUUAAUUUUGUAUGUGUGUCGUAUAUAUUUUGAAAAAAAAAGUGGUUUGAUCAAAGUACUGUAGAGAGCAACUGAUCUCUGGGAAAUGUGGUCCAGGAACUAGAACCGUAUAAUCCUGUCAGUUCCUCCGAGUACAUUUUAGAGUGGUAGUAAGGAGUCUCCGCUGUCAGGGAUUCGUUCCCCGACUGCAAAGCUAUUGUUUGUCCACAUUCAGAGUGUGAGAACCAUUCAACUGAGACUGCAGGUAAACUCAUAAUUAAACCUUAACAACCACUGAGUGACAAUGAGUGUGUUUUGGUCGCUGUGUAGUAUGGUGAAAUGGAACACCUUUCCUUUUUUGUCCUUCAGAAAUGCUGUCCAGGAUGUGGAGGUUCAAAAUAUGUAUAAUAUUCAAUGAUUUUUUCAAAUGUUGUUUUAAAUGUGAGUUUCAUUGGCUCGUGUGUACUUUCAAUUAACCGUCUUUGAGGUAUUGCUGCUAAAUGGGUUUUAUUAAGUAGAGUUGAUAUCUAUAUGACCAAACCAUUCCACUGUGACUGAUUAAAAGAGUUGAGAUUUCUGUUAUGUAAACCUUGUAGAAAAGGAAACCCUGUAACCAACCAACCCAAACAAACUUAAAUCUUUCCUAUCCAGUGAGUCCUGUUGGUAAUGACAAGCACCGUAGGAUAAUGUCAUCUAUUGUUUUAGAACCCCAGCUCACUGCCUGUCAGCGGACCAUUCUUUUCCUGUGGGAACAGGGUUCCAGGUCCUUCUGUGUAAGUGCAGUUACAUCUGUUCUUAUAUUCAAAGCCAAAAAGAUAAAUGCUGAAAACAAUGACUUGUCAGCUGAUACCAUCUCAGAGGCACAGAGCACGCACACCUCAUCCACACAGGUUCACAAGGCAAGUAUUUGUGCGGGGUUAAACUUCUACUCGGAACAUGAACACACACACUCAGGGGGCUUUGAUCAUGAGAUUUGCCACUGCUUUUCAGUGACGUAUAGAGUUGUAGAGAAGGAUUCAACUGUUUGUUUCUUUUAGGUUGAACCAGUUAGGUUCAUGCAGUUAGGUGUACCAGCAUAUACAAAAGAGCAGACCUAGUUAAAACAGACUGAUGCGUACAGAUAGGAUCUCGUAUGUCAUCAGGUUGGCUUUGCAAAGAAGCUUGAGUAAGCUCAUUUGAAUGCUGACGAAAAGAGGGAGAAAAAUGGACAGUGAAACUUUGUGUGGUUGUUGUGAAUUAUAGCUAAAUUUGUAAGGCUCGUGGUCCACAUUUGAAUAUCUCUCUGACAUCAAUGUACUGUUUGAGGAGGAUGUAGGUAGAGAAGGAAGAACCGCUUGAUUUGAGGGACGUGUGAACCUUAAUACACAUAAUUCCACAGCAAUGAUACUGCCAUUUCUCUUAUAUGAUAUUAAUCAAUGAGGUGAGCAUAUUUACUAAUGCUGACUUAUAAUAGCAAUGACAGCUUGAAUGUAAGGUAUGAUAUGCAGCUCCUGGCUUUAUGGAUCAUAUCUUUUUCAGUCCUGUCCACUACCACUACUUAGCAAUAACAAUACAUUUACUAUGUUAAGAUGAGCACAAUGACGUCAUACAUUUACUAUGUUAAGAUGAGCACAAUGAUGUCAUUUUUUUAACACAUUUUGGUAACACUUUAAGUAAACCCAGUAUCCAUAAAGAAUUAUAAACACUUCAUCAUUCACAAUGUAUCAUAAUGCAUCAUAAUACUUGUCAUAAGACUAUAUAACUAUUCCAUACAAGCCUUCAUAAUAAUAGUGGUGUAGGGCUUAUACUACAACAUCAUAAUGCUUCAUCAGUGCAGUCAUGUCUAUUUGUAGAUAGUUAUAUACACUUAUGUCAGUCGCUAUGCUGCAUUAUGAAUACUUUAUAAACAUUUACAUAAAGUGUUACCCAAAUUUCUAUGUCCAUUUUAAUAUGUGUUGUGUCUUGAGCUAUAUUCUCUUUUGUGGUUUUUCUACCUGUUCUUUAUUAAAUUAAUGGAUUUAAUUCUUCAUAGACAAAACUGUGUUGGUUUUUAGCGCUGACUUUUUAAUGUACUCAAUUUUUCCAGCAAUUUUUAGGUCAAUUAGAUCUACAAACAAGAAGCAUUCACACAGGAACAACAUUAAAAAACAAGGCCAAAGUGCGCAAUAUGUAAACAGUACAAAGGGAACGGGUUCAGAGUCUGUUGGCACUGACUGAUUGUGGACGUUUUUGGUUUAAAAUCAAUAUUUGUGGCUUUAAAAUAAAUGAGUAUUUUACAAAUGAA